UGAAAUCUUCUUCCUUCACAUCAUCUUCUUCUUGUUGUUGUUGUUGUUCAGAGCAAAACACCAAAAUCCAAUUGCAAUCUUGUCCUUUUGGAUUUCCAUUUUCAUCCUACUCAGCCAGAAAAGCUGUGGCCUUUUCCAUUCUGCUAUGCUUCUGAAGCAGCAUCGGCCACAUUUGAAGUAUACCCAACUCGCCAAUUGCUUCAUUUCUUCUUCACAAGCUGGUUUUCAGUAGCUCUUCAAGAAACCAAUGGCUAAACCACCAUACAAACUACAGGAAUUUGUGGCUCAUUCAGGCAAUGUGAAUUGUUUAAGGAUAGGAAAGAAGGCAUGCCGCCUUUUCGCAACAGGAGGGGAUGAUCAAAAUGUCAAUCUAUGGACAAUUGGGAAACCAACUUCUUUGAUGAGUCUCUGUGGUCAUACAAGUUCAGUAGAAUCCGUUGCUUUCGACUCAGCAGAAGUGUUGGUUCUUGGUGGAGCAUCAUCAGGUGUAAUAAAGCUUUGGGAUCUGGAAGAAGCAAAGAUGGUUCGCUCUGUUGCUGGACACAGUUCCAAUUGCACUGCCGUCGAGUUUCAUCCAUUUGGUGAGUUUUUUGCAUCUGGCUCCUCGGAUGCUAAUCUAAAGCUUUGGGAUAUACGGAAGAAAGGAUGCAUUCAUACAUACAAGGGUCAUAGCCAGGGUAUUAGUACAAUCAAAUUCACUCCAGACGGCCGUUGGGUAGUUUCCGGUGGAUUUGAUAAUGUUGUGAAGGUCUGGGAUCUAACAGCUGGAAAACUCUUGAAUGACUUCAAGUUCCAUGAAGGACGCAUUUGCUCCCUAGAAUUCCAUCCUCUUGAGUUUCUUAUGGCCACAGGGUCAGUGGACAGAACAGUGAAAUUUUGGGAUUUAGAAUCCUUUGAACUGAUUGGAUCUACUAGACAAGAGGUUUCAGGGGUACGUUCAAUAGCGUUUCAUCCUGAUGGACGGACCUUAUUUGCAGGACUUGAGGGUAGUUUGAAGGUCUAUUCAUGGGAACCUGUAAUAUGUCAUGAUGCUAUUGACAUGGAAUGGACAACACUUGGUGACCUCUGCAUUCAUGAUGGAAAACUUUUGAGUUGCUCAUUCCACCAAAAUUCAGUUGUAGUAUGGAUAGCGGAUAUAUCGCGUAUUGAACCAUAUACUGCUGGCUUGGAAACCAAGAACAAUGAAAGAACAGAGCAGCAACUUAGUCUUCAGGCGAGUCCAAUAGAGAAAGUCGAGGUUGGUGUAGGACUUACUUCUGGGUUGCGCAGUGUUUCUCCGGACAUUGAAUCAAAAGAGAUAAAGAAUAUAUAUGUUGACUCUUCUGGAGGGGAUCCUAUUGCUUUACAGAAAUCUAGGUCUUAUCGUUCUCCAAAAGUAGAUUUCUCAGAGGAAUCAAAGGAAAUGCUAAGGCAAAGUCCUGCAAAAGGUGUUAAUGCAAAACCAAAUGAACAAUCAGUAAAAAGAUCUUUCAUUUCACCUAACAUUGUACCUCGGGACAUUCCUCAUAGCAAGGACUCAGCAAAAUCUGGAAAUGAAACAAUCGCCUUUUCAAAGACAAAACCUGGGAUGUUACUUAGGCCAGCUCAUGCUCGGAGAGCAUCUACUGGCAUAUUUGAUUUUGAUAAUGUGGAUACCAAUAGUAAACUAUACAGUGCUAAAGACUGCAACUUCCAGGUGACAGUAGAAUCUCAGAACAAUGUCAAAGAAGCUUGUGAAGACAAACAUCCUAUUAAGAGUGUUACAGAGAAGUUUGAAAAGACCUUAACUCCGGACACAUUUUCCGACACAGACAAACGUGUUGAAUCCUCACCCUGCAGUGAAGAGAUUACUCCGGUUAAUAUCAAUGGAGUUGCUGUUGUCCGAGGAAGGACUCGUUCUCUGGUUGAGAGGUUUGAAAGAAAGGAAAGAACUCCUAUCAGUGAGGAUCAAACUAAGGCAUCCCUCAUCACAAUACAUGAAAGGAAGGAAAAAAAUCUCAAGGAAGACCAAAGCAACGUGUCCACCACCCCCACCACAAUAUUUGGGAGGAGAGAAACAAUUCCCAUUGUUGAAGAUCGUAACAACACACCCAACAUUCCCAGCACAAUGUCUGAAACUGAUAAAUCUCCCAACAUCCUGAAAGCUGAGCCUCAAAUUGAUGAAAGGAUCUCAAACUCUGCAAAUGAAGGGGAACUAAUCGAAGGUCUCAUGCAAACCCAUGAUGUAACAUUAAGUAAUCUUCGAUCACGUUUGACAAAAAUACAGGUAGUGCGACAUUUUUGGGACCGCAACGAUAGUAAAGGUGCCAUCAAUGCUUUGAGAAAGUUGCCUGAUAAAUCUGUUCAAGCAGAUGUUAUCAGUGUCCUUGUUGAGAAGAUGGAGAUUCUCACUUUGGAUUUAUUUUCCUCCUUACUUCCUGUGCUCGUAGGUUUGCUUGAUAGCAAGACAGAGAGACAUGUGAAGGUGUCGUUGGAUUUGCUAUUAAAGCUUGUAGCAGUUUUUGGUCCAAUGAUACGAUCAACUGUUUCUGCGCCUCCGUCAGUUGGGGUUGAUCUACAUGCACAGCAAAGGCGCGAAUGCUGCAACCAAUGCUUUAUGCAACUGCAGAAGAUCCAUAUGAUUCUUCCAAUAUUAGUAAGGAGGGGUGGCUUGUUGGCCAAGUCUGCACAGGAGCUGAAUUUAGUCCUUCAACAAUCCUAACUGAAGAUGAGUGUGAUCCAGCCACAAAUAUGGUUAAGCAGAAUUAUGUUACAGAAGAUGAAACCUUCUUGUUGGGUUAUUUUGAUCACAGCCCAACGAUUUUGUCUCGAUGAUUCGCACGCAUCGUCGUCGGCAGAGAAAAGUACAACAAAUGAACUGUGUGAGACAGCUGAAUGAAUGGUGUUUGGAUUAUUGGAAGUUGAAAGCAACCAUCUAAGGAUAUUGGUAUUCACCCUUCAACUUGUAUUUAGAACUCAUGAGUUUUCUUUGUAAAAUGCAAUGUCAUAUAUGAUGGCUAAUGAAAUGGGAACAUUGGAGUGUUCACUGUACAUUGAUAUCUUAAUUCUACUUGAAAACUCAAAUCCA
Molecule: messenger RNA, 3046 nt
Organism: Arachis stenosperma
Lineage: Eukaryota; Viridiplantae; Streptophyta; Magnoliopsida; Fabales; Fabaceae
Product: katanin p80 WD40 repeat-containing subunit B1 homolog KTN80.1-like
Exons: 18
Coding region: 248-2680 (810 amino acids)
Biological process (GO): microtubule depolymerization; microtubule severing
Cellular component (GO): katanin complex
Molecular function (GO): microtubule binding
Source: RefSeq, a predicted model, not a curated record